Molecule: messenger RNA, 816 nt
Organism: Fusarium subglutinans
Lineage: Eukaryota; Fungi; Ascomycota; Sordariomycetes; Hypocreales; Nectriaceae
Product: phosphoglycerate mutase family
Exons: 2
Coding region: 1-816 (271 amino acids)
Source: RefSeq, a predicted model, not a curated record
AUGCCACCAGUGAUACAUUGCAUCCGCCAUGGGCAGGGCUUCCACAACGUCGGUACAGGCUGCUACACUCUUCCUGAUCCUCGCCUGACUCCCAUGGGUGAAGAGCACAACAUGGCAUUGAGAGAGGCCGCCUGCCUUCUCCGAUCAGUCAAAGAUAUCUCUUCCCUCAAAGGUAACAGCAAGUGUCAGCCUAGGAUCAUCGCCAUCCCCGACGCUCAAGAAACCUCGGAUGACCCGUGCGAUGUCGGAAGUGAUCCAUCAGUCCUUCGCAAAGUUGUAACCGAGAGCAACUGGCCUGUCGACCUCUCCCUAGUCAAGGACGGAUGGAACGUGAAAGCUUUAGGGACUAGCUACAGCCCAGAAAGCAACGCCAUAGCAGCCCGCGCCCGCGACGCCCGCAUCACCAUCCGGCAAAAGAUCCGACAAUUGAUCGAGCAAGGGCAAGGCGAUACGGAUCCUCAAGUUGCUCUUGUGACACACGGCGGGUUCCUGCACUACUUCGCCGAUGACUGGGAGGACUCAUGGCUGAACCCUGGGACGGGAUGGAGGAACUGCGAGACCCGAUCCUACGUAUUCGAGCAAGACGUGAUGCAUGAUACAGAUGUGGAGGCUAGGAUCACCGAGACGACGGAGAGCCGGUUGAGAAGGGGAAAGAGUAGUCAUAGGCCGGCUAAGGAUGAACAGGCGGUGCUAUUCGAGCAGGCGAUGGAUAGUUGGGAGAAGCAAGGGCUUCAGAGACCCGAUAGAAUAGGAAUUAAUGUCGAAACGAGUGAGAUUGCUUCGGUGGCGCUCAAUGUCCACAUAGUUAAGAAAUGA